Molecule: messenger RNA, 1836 nt
Organism: Grosmannia clavigera kw1407
Lineage: Eukaryota; Fungi; Ascomycota; Sordariomycetes; Ophiostomatales; Ophiostomataceae
Product: ubiquinone biosynthesis protein
Exons: 3
Coding region: 1-1836 (611 amino acids)
Biological process (GO): mitochondrion organization; lipid homeostasis
Cellular component (GO): mitochondrial inner membrane
Source: RefSeq, a predicted model, not a curated record
AUGCAGCCGACGUUUUCCUUCUUUGCCGCCGCUUUCGGCCGGCAGUCCGGGACGAUGAUACCAACACCCGGUGUCCGAGGAUGGGCGUGCGCUCGGUGUCGCAACAGCCAGCUGGCACGAUCCGGCAGCAGGGCGUUCCGGCUGUCGUCAGGGCUGGGCGCGCGGACGGCAGCGCCGCCACCACCGUCUGGCUCGACACUGCCGCGAUCAUCACGAAGACGACGACGGGCGAUUAUUCUGACGGCGAGCGGCGGAGCGGCAGCAACGGGCGUGCUGGCCUUUACGGACGACAUCCGGCAGGGUUACGAGACGGCCGAGCGGGCCGGACGGGUGGCUACAGCGCUGAUGCUGUGCAUCAACGACUAUCGCACGACGCUGAAGCAGCGCGACAAGCUGGACGACGACGAGGUCAAGACGAGGCUGCUCAAGGUAUGCCACCAGCGGUGUGCCGACCGGACGCUGCGGGUGCUGGAAAAGUGCGGUGGUAUCUUUAUCAAGCUGGGACAACAUCUGAGCGCCAUGAACUACCUCCUGCCGAUCGAGUGGACGAGCACGUUUGUGCCGCUGCAGGACCGCUGUCCGGUGUCGUCGCUCGCGUCGAUCGAGGCCAUGUAUCGAGCCGACACCGGCACCGAGCUGUGGGAGACGUUUUCCGACUUUGCGCCCGAGCCGGUCGGCGCGGCCUCGCUGGCUCAGGUACACCUGGCAACGCUGCGGUCGACGGGCGAGCGCGUGGCCGUCAAGCUGCAGCACCCCGGGCUGGCCGAGUGGGUGCAGCUGGACAUGUCGCUGACGGCCUUUACGUUUGCCACGCUCAAGCGCUUCUUCCCCGAGUACGACCUCGAGUGGCUCUCGGCCGAGGUGGCCGCGUCGCUGCCGCAGGAGCUCGACUUCCGUCGCGAGGCCCACAACGCUGCCCGCACCCGCGAUCACUUUGCCGCCCUGCAGCCACAACUGCCUCUCCUCGUCCCCGCCGUCCUCUGGGCUCGUGAGCGCAUCCUCGUCAUGGCCUGCGAGCCCGGCCACCGGCUCGACGACCUCGCCUACCUCGACGACCACGGCAUCGACCGUGACGCCGUCUCGGCUGCCCUCGCCCACGUCUUCAACGAGAUGAUCUUCCGUGAGGGCGUGCCGCUGCACUGCGAUCCUCAUGGCGGCAACUUGGCCGUGCGCGCCAAGUCACGUGGUCUCGUCGAUCACGUGCUCCGCCGCCCCAACUUCGACAUCAUCCUCUACGACCACGGGCUCUACCGCGACAUCCCCCUGGCCCUGCGCCGGUCCUACGCCCACAUGUGGCUCGCCGUCCUCGACGGAGACAUGGACAGCAUGCAGCGCUACGCCCACGACGUCGCCGGCAUUGACGAGGCCCAGUUCCCCCUCUUCGCCUCCGCCAUCACCGGACGUGACAUCAGCGUCCUCCGCUCAGCCUCCAUCCUCAGCCCCCGCACUGCUGCCGAGAAGGACCAGAUGGGCGGCCAGCUGCAGGAGGGCCUGCUCGCCAACCUCGUCCAGUUGCUCGGCCGCGUCCCUCGCGUCAUCCUGCUCAUCCUCAAGACCAACGACCUCACCCGCAGCCUCGACGAGGGUCUGCACACCCGCCGAGGCCCGGUCCAGUCCUUCCUUAUUAUGGCCCAGUACUGUCUCCGUACUGUCUUCUACGAGCAGCUCGACAACAUCCGUGCCGCCCAUGGCUCCCUGCUCUGGCCCACGAAUAGCUUCCGCCUGCUCGCUGCCUGCCUCUCCUAUCUGCAUGGCCGCUCUAAGCUCGAGCUGCUGGACCUCUGGCUGACUGCCCGGAGGCUGGCCGGCUUCCAGACUGACCUGGGAAGCCUGUGA